This is a messenger RNA of Equus quagga, 1585 nucleotides long. RefSeq names its product magnesium transporter MRS2 (gene MRS2). NCBI's taxonomy places the organism in Eukaryota, Metazoa, Chordata, Mammalia, Perissodactyla, Equidae. Gene Ontology annotation, biological process: mitochondrial magnesium ion transmembrane transport. Bases 106 to 1428 code for a protein of 440 amino acids. Gene Ontology annotation, molecular function: magnesium ion transmembrane transporter activity. The record is from RefSeq and is a predicted model, not a curated record. The transcript has 11 exons. Gene Ontology annotation, cellular component: mitochondrial inner membrane.
GCCUUGGGCGCUCGCUCGCGCGGGGUGGCGGAGCGCUGGUUGCGCCGCCAGUGGCCGGCAUGAAGGCUUGGGGACUUGCUGCUGCCUCCUCGUCGCUCCAGCGCCAUGGAAUGCCUGCGGAGCCUGCCCCGGCUCCUGCCCCGCGCGGUGGGGCUGCCCCGGCGCACUCUAUGUGCUCUGGCCUUGGGCCUGACCCCCGCGGCUCGGCCUGUGGGCCGCGCAGCCGGACUCCUCGGAGGGAGCCGGGCCGCGCUGCUGUGCGCGCCCCGCCGGCCCCGCGUGGCAGGUGAGGUGCACCGGUUUAGAACUUCUGAUGUCUCUCAAGCCACCUUAGCCAGUGUAUCCCCUGUAUUUACUGUGACAAAAUUUGACAAAGAGGGAAAUGUUUCUUCUUUUGAAAGGAAGAAAACUGACUUAUAUCAAGAAUUAGGUCUUCAAGCUAGAGAUUUGAGGUUCCAGCAUUUAAUGAGCAUCACAACCAGAAACAAUAGGAUUAUCAUGCGAAUGGAGUAUUUGAAAGCUGUGAUUACUCCAGAGUGUCUUCUGAUAUUAGAUUAUCGUAAUUUAAAUUUAGAGCAAUGGCUAUUCCGGGAACUUCCUUCGCAGUUGGCUGGAGAGGGUCAACUUGUCACAUACCCUUUACCGUUUGAGUUUAGAGCUAUAGAAGCACUCCUGCAGUAUCGGAUCAACACCCUUCAGGGGAAACUUAGCAUUUUGCAGCCACUGAUCCUUGAGACCUUGGAAGCUUUAGUGGAUCCCAAACAUUCUUCUGUAGACAGAAGCAAACUGCACAUCUUACUACAAAAUGGCAAAAGUCUAUCAGAAUUAGAAACAGAUAUUAAAAUUUUUAAAGAGUCGAUUUUGGAGAUCUUGGAUGAAGAAGAGUUGCUAGAAGAGCUCUGUCUAACCAAGUGGAGUGACCCACAAGUCUUUGAAAAGAGCAGUACUGGAAUUGACCACGCAGAAGAGAUGGAGUUGCUGUUGGAAAACUACCACCGAUUAGCUGAGGAUCUUUCCAAUGCAGCUCACGAACUCAGGUUACUGAUUGAUGAUUCACAAAGCAUUAUAUUCAUCAAUCUGGACAGCCACCGUAAUGUGAUGAUGAGGUUGAACCUACAGUUGACCAUGGGAACCUUCUCUCUUUCGCUGUUUGGAUUAAUGGGAGUUGCUUUUGGAAUGAAUUUGGAAUCUUCCCUCGAAGAGGACCAUAGAGUAUUUUGGCUGAUUACAGGAAUCAUGUUCAUGGGAAGUGGCCUGAUCUGGAGGCGUUUGCUGUCAUUCCUUGGACGACAACUUGAGGCUCCUUUGCCCCCCAUGGUGGCCUCUUUACCUAAAAAGACCCUUCAGGCAGAUAGGAGGAUGGAAGUGAAACACAGCUUCAGGCCCGAUGGACUUGCAUCAAGCAGGAACCUCCUCGCAAACCGUUAGGAACAACCCCAUGGAAACUGAAUUGUUUUUUAUGGUAGUCACAGGAAACUUGUGAUACUCUUUUAUUACUUUAAGAGUCAGUCUUGAAAAAAAUCACUGAUAUGUAAAUUAUAAUGUCUGGUGGUAAAAAAUACUAUGGCAGUCACAAUACUGGAAC